Colletes gigas is the source of this 6330-nucleotide messenger RNA. RefSeq lists its product as uncharacterized. Lineage: Eukaryota; Metazoa; Arthropoda; Insecta; Hymenoptera; Colletidae. The coding region runs from base 173 to 4585 and encodes 1470 amino acids. Gene Ontology annotation, biological process: chemical synaptic transmission. The transcript is spliced from 17 exons. Gene Ontology annotation, molecular function: protein binding. The record is from RefSeq and is a predicted model, not a curated record. Gene Ontology annotation, cellular component: plasma membrane; dendritic spine; cytoplasm.
UGACUAUCCUCUGAAGACCUGUGUACUCGCGAUCGUAUUACCAGAUUAUUGCGACAUUUCGUGUGACAAUUUGAUUCAGUGUAUCGUGAUAUAAUAAAGUGACGAGUGUAUGCUGUAGAACGGAUACAAAAAGAAUGGACAGGCUGUUAAAAGAGAUGAAUGUGGAGUGGCGAUGACAAGCCUGAUCUUGGAAAACGCAGACUUGAACCGACUUUUCCCGAAAUGUCGGCCUAGGGGUGGCCCACCCCCGAGUCCGGGGGCCUCCACGCAGAUUAGUCAGCCGCAUGAAAGCCUCUGUCAGAAGGAGGCCGCCUCUGUUACCACCAGCCUUACGAGUACAUUCGCGACUACGUUCGCAAACACUCUCACAACCACCCGUGCAAUCGCCUCCAAGAACACACAUUCGAAUCAUUCACGUGAGAUACCCGAAGACAUGAUCGACCUCGAGCGCGACAUCUCCGAUAGGACAACAAGUAUGGUGUCCGGUUUCGCAGGGGAGAGUCAACUGUCUGUUGGUAUCAGUGGUGGUAAUGGUGGUGUUAGUAGUCCACUUGGAACAUUCGGUUCACUUGGCACACUUAAUACGAAACCACUUUCCUCGAGUUCCUCAUCUGCCUCUGGGCGUAGCGAAGACGUACCACAGUAUGGUAGCCUUCCAGGUAGCGAUCAUCAGGGUCACUCGCAACAAGAUGAUAGCGGUCCCGAAGAAAGCCCUGUAUACAUUUUAACAUCUGCUAAGGGUGACCGCAGUUAUAAAUUAAGAGAUUCCAGAAUUAUAGAAAUUGCUGGCGGACGGGAAGUUUUUUCUCAAAGUAGGGGUAAAGUAGCGGCUAGAAAAUCACGCUUUCUUGCCGCAUCAAAUUCCUUAAAUAACGAAGAUAUUCAAACGGAUAACAAGCAAUCAAUUAAAAGAAAUAAUAAAUCUCCAAAUACACAAACUAUAUGGGAAUUAAGAAGUCGAUGUGGUGAUAUAAGAAAGCAGCGUUCUAAUAGGGAAGUAACAGAAACUGUAUUUGCUUCGGAAAUACAUUCGGUGCGGCAUAAUCCAACAAAAUCUAUCCUCGAUUAUGAUUCUCCAAAGAGCAAUCACAGUAAUCGUAUUAUUAAUUAUGACUCAAUUUUGAAUAGCAAUAAUGUAGAAUACAGUAUACCAAAAAAUAUUAUGGAUCUCGAUUAUGGAUUAUCGAAGGGUUGUAUAGAUUAUCAGUCGAAUCAUACAACACCGGCAAGAAGUAUGGCUAUCGUCAGUGAUGGUGAAGUUGUUGUGUUCGAUGACAUUGAUGAUAACUGGCAAAAUUUAAGACUAGAUUUAACUUCUAAUAAUACCAAUCAAGUUACGUCUACUAAUUUAAAUCUUGAAUCCGAAGAGUCCCAAAGAGGUCGUAUCCCUCCGGAACCGCCAAGUUCUAGCAUUGGAAGUACUCCGAGUCCAACAACAGCAUAUCGUAAUACUUCAGAAUUUUUUAAGGUAAUUACGCCAGCUAGUGAUUGCGAAGUAGAUUCACCAUCCUCAGAACGCAAUCACAAAGUGGCAAGAGUGAUCGGUGAAUUACCAAUAGCACAGUAUUCUGAAAGUCCAAGACGUUAUGGAGUACGUGACACUCAGCUUCCUUGCCUUCUAUCGUCACCAUCCGUAUACAUGACACCGAGACCUGGAUUCCCACAAAGAGUAUUGCCAACGACACCAAGUCACAACGAGAAGGAGGACACUUCUGCGGAAAUCAUCGUAGACAAGGCUGUGGUAGAAACAAAUAUUAAUUACUCUGAUGAUCAAGCUGCAAAUGAAUCUCCUGCAUCUCCAAAAAUCGAAGAUGAAGAAGAGGAUUCUUUAAAACCAUCAACAUUGCCCACUGACAAUAUAAGUAAUCUCGUAUCAUCCGGUGGCAGUACAUUCGAUUAUUUGUACGAAUUCUCGGAAACGCGAAAAGUACUCGAAGAAUUUUUUAAGUGUCCACCGCCAACAAAAGAAAAAGAAAACAUCGCUGAAUCUUUUCCAUUUCAGGAUCUUGAUUACGAAUUGCGAAGGCAAGGAGGAAAUGCAUAUGUUGGCCAACGAUUGGCUAGCGGUUUACCAACAACAGAGGAGGUUUUAGUACACGAAUCUCCCAAGAAACAUAGAACUGAUUUUCCACAAAAUUCUGGUGAACACGAAAACAAUUUCUUGGACCUUUCGGUUGGCACUGGUAGCAGCGAAGAUCUUGGAGAAACAGAGGUCGGGUUACAAGUCGGGCAUUCUCGUAAUUUUACUUUAAGCCCCGAAACGACUGACUGCGACAGUAACUGCGGAGACCUCGACAGUGAAGUAUCUUUAAUGAUGAUGGACAAUGAAUUAAUACCGGCCAGCGGGCUACUCGGAUCGGUCGGCGACUUGGGAAACAAUUCCGACUCUUUAAGAAUAUACACCAGUAUGCCAGUCCUCGAAGAUGGUCUGUCCAGCGGCCAUGCCAGCGAUACCGAUAACAAUAAUCCAACUGUGAUGCUGAUGAAACGACAAAUCAACGAGAUCGAGAAGGAGAUUAUUCAGAGAAGUCGUGUCAACGAAACUAGUUAUCCUACUGCAACGGAGAGCGAUCAAGUCGGGAAAGAGGUUUCCGGUUUGACAGUCGGCAAAGAUAUCUUGCACUCUUUGAAAAGUUCAUCGCCUGAUCUGUUCAUUCCCAAAAAGGAGAACUCGUACGACACGAAUGAGUUACAGCUUGAUGGUUUGGAUCCUCUUGGCACACCACCGCCACCAGCACCACAAGCUAGGCAAAUUGUUAAUUUAGAAGUAGGCGGGGAAGUGGAGGCUGCUAUCAAAGAUAUUAGAAUGGCUUUGCAAAGGACUAAGACAUUACCUGUUAAAUCUUCUACGGAGGAACCUCUUGAAUCCAACGUCAGUCCAAUUUGGAUACCAAGUAUAUCGGACGGCAGACGGAGAAUUUGUGUAGAAAACAACAGCGAGGAAUCGGAAGUUAGACAUACGUGCGAAGACCUGGAUGUCGAAGUGGGGGAAGGCCCGGACGAAGAGGAGGCGGACACCGAUCUGGAGACCGAUCGAUUGCUUGGCCAACAAAGAACAGACGAUCAGGGUUUUUACGACGACAAAGGGUGGAGGAAGCCUAAGACUAGGACAAUGUUACCACCGAUGAGUGGAAAACUGUCAACUCCUAAGCAAACUCCCCCGAAAAGCCUGAGUGUUGCUCCGGUAGAAAGCCCGCUAGUACCUUCAGAGCCAUUAGCUUCUACCUCCGCCUGUGUUUCCACUUCCGCUUCUGCCUCUAUCUCGCCACCUCCGGUAGUUUCCGUUAUUAAAUCACCGCCGUCCGACCGUGAUGUUACCACUCCUACGCAACCCUCGUCGAGUCCGCAGAAGACUCCAGCAAAAAAUUCUCCCUCGUCCCCUCAGAGUCUCAAGGAAUCGAGCAACAAGGUGAAAAAGGACAAAGAAGAAAAGAAGAAGAGCAGAAACAAAGAAGCUCUCCUCGACGAUCCUUCAGUUUUAAUCGAGGGGGUGUUGUUCAGAGCAAGAUAUCUCGGAUCAACUCAGCUCGUCUGCGAAGGGGAGCCCACGAAAUCUACGCGCAUGUGCCAGGCCGAGGAAGCUGUAUCUAGGAUAAAGGCAUUGGCACCGGAUGGGGAAACACAACCGAGCACAGAAGUUGACCUCUUCAUCUCGACAGAGAAAAUCAUGGUUCUGAAUACGGACCUGAAGGAGAUUAUGAUGGAUCACGCAUUAAGAACAAUAUCUUAUAUAGCAGAUAUUGGUGACGUAGUGGUGCUAAUGGCACGAAGACGAUUUGUGCCGCACGAAAUGGAGGAAGCACCGAAGAUCAACAGAACCCCAAAGAUGAUUUGCCACGUGUUCGAAAGCGAAGAGGCUCGAUUCAUUGCACAAAGCAUCGGGCAAGCGUUUCAAGUAGCAUACAUGGAGUUCCUCAAGGCAAAUGGAAUAGAAGAUCAUAGUUUUGUAAAGCAAAUGGAUUAUCAAGAGGUGCUCAAUUCUCAAGAGAUAUUUGGCGACGAGCUACAAAUGUUUGCCAAAAAGGAAAUGCAGAAAGAGGUAGUGGUACCAAAGGCGAAGGGGGAAAUUUUGGGCGUGGUAAUCGUCGAGUCUGGAUGGGGUUCUAUGCUGCCAACGGUUGUAAUCGCUAAUUUGGCACCGGCUGGCGCCGCUGCUCGAUGUGGACAGUUAAACAUCGGUGAUCAGAUAAUAGCAAUCAAUGGUGUCUCGUUAGUCGGAUUGCCUCUCUCAACUUGUCAAACCUACAUCAAGAAUUCGAAAAACCAGACGGUCGUCAAGUUAACUGUUGUUCCGUGUGCGCCAGUCGUCGAGGUCAAAAUCAAACGACCUGACACUAAGUAUCAAUUAGGAUUUAGUGUACAGAACGGAGUUAUAUGUAGUCUAUUGAGAGGCGGGAUUGCCGAAAGAGGAGGCGUUCGAGUGGGCCAUAGGAUUAUCGAGAUCAACAAUCAAAGUGUUGUAGCUGUGCCGCACGAGAAAAUCGUCAACCUUCUUGCGACGUCCGUUGGUGAGAUAUUAAUGAAGACGAUGCCCACGUCGAUGUUUAGGCUGUUAACUGGCCAGGAGUCUCCAGUGUACAUAUAAGCGUUUGGUUACCUGGCUGAUAUGCGUAGUGAACAGACAAUACAUUCGCCAUCCACUACCAAACUAUUCACUACUUUACCCUCUGUACAGACUUAUUCGACGCAAAUUGCUUUCUGUUUCGAUUCUUGUGGAACUCUAUUCGUAUACUCCCACCAGCUCCUGUUUAGCAAAGCAACAAAAGUUAACGUAAACACGUUGCGAAAAACAUUAAUAUAUUGAAUAUUUACAUAAAGCAAAAAAAUAUAUAUAUAUAUACACAUAUAUACAUAUUAUUAUAUAUAAAUGUACAUAUACAGGGUGUUUCGCAACAUGCCAGACCCACUUCGGGAGCUGAUUCUACGUCCAAGAACAAUGGAAAAAGUCAUACAAUCACGUGUCCUGUUUGUUUCUGUUUACGAGGUAUAAUGAAUUUUAAUUGCUGUUUUUGCAAAAUUCUCCGCACCACAUUUUCCAUUCUUGCUAUUCUUCGAGCACUGUCUUCACUAUUCUUUUCAACAUGAUUGAGGACUCGCUCGCCAAGUCUAGCCGACUGGUAAAAUAUUCCAAGUAUUAACGUGUUGCUUCACUUGCAUUACACAUAGCAAGCUUAUACAUAUAUCAAGGGCAUAUUUGUCACUUCUAAAUUAGAAUAACACAUAAUUUUCACUUCAAAUACGAUCUUAUAAGCCAUGCGUUACAAUUAUUAGUAAAAAACUCAACUGACUUGGAGAGUACAGGUUACCCUCCUGUAACACGGUAGAUAGGUUCUUAGAAAAUACCGUGUUAUAUGAGACCCGAAGCCAGUACAAAAAGGAGGUUAAAAACAAAUAUUUUUUUUUAAUUCUACAUAAGCAACUUAAUUUUUAUGAAGAAUAUUAAUGUAUGUAUAGGUUAGAAUAUGCACUCGGUAUUUAUGGAUGAUACGGGAUUCAGACACGUUUUUUCGGUUAUCAAUUUAUCACAAUGAAUUUUUUAAUAUAUACAGUUUGUAACAGUGGUGCCAAAAUUGACACUCUUACAAGUGGUACCAACAUUGUAUUCCAAUAUAACGAUAUACAAGUGGUACCAACAUUGUAUUCCAAUAUAACACUAUGCAAGUGUACCAACAUUGUAUUCCAAUAUAACUAUACAAGUGGUACCAACAUUGUAUUCCAAUAUAACGAUAUACAAGUGGUACCAACAUUGUAUUCCAACAUAACAACAGUAUAACGCAAAACAAAACACGACAAAAGAUCAUUUUAAUUAAACACAAUCUUAAUUUAAUAAAUUAUAAUUUUUUUUUAUAUAUUUUCAUGUAAAGCCACUAUAGUUCAUUAUUUUGAAGGAAUUUAGUUUUUAAAUGUAAAAAUCAUAUUAUCCAGUGUUGUACAAAGGUUUUCGCAAUAUUCUUAUUGUGUUAAAGUGAAACCGUGUUGUAGGAGGGUUUUCGCAAUUUAUGAAUCGUGUUUAGUGAAACCGUGUUGUAGGAGGGCUACCUGUAUCGUGAAAUUUACCGAUUCUUCAAAUAGUCAUAUUUCUUACUUGGAAAUUAUUGCGGUUUAUGGAAGUUUGACAAGCAAUUUGUUUUAUUUAUAAAAUUCAUUAUAAUUCAUAAACGUAAACAGAUAAGACACACGUUGAUACGAUUUCUUUAUUGUUUUCAGGUGAUCAGCUUCCGAAAUGAGUCUCACAUGUUACAAAACACCCUGUAUACACGUAUAUAUAUGUAUGUAUAUAUAUAUAUGUACAUAUAUAUACAUAUAUAUAUACACACAUAUAAUAUAUAC